Messenger RNA from Callorhinchus milii (elephant shark), 3089 nucleotides. RefSeq names its product thrombospondin-4. Gene Ontology annotation, biological process: cell adhesion. Gene Ontology annotation, cellular component: extracellular region. The coding region runs from base 21 to 2882 and encodes 953 amino acids. The transcript is spliced from 22 exons. NCBI's taxonomy places the organism in Eukaryota, Metazoa, Chordata, Chondrichthyes, Chimaeriformes, Callorhinchidae. The record is from RefSeq and is a predicted model, not a curated record. Gene Ontology annotation, molecular function: calcium ion binding.
UAUAUUCAAUUCCAGAAGACAUGAAGUGGAAAGUUGCUAUAUUUCUUUUCCGACUUCUCAUUGAGGCAACUCCAAGUGUUUCAAACGAUUCUCAACUUCAAGUUCUAAAUCUCCUAUCUACAACAGAACACAGAGCCUAUGUAGAUCUGCUGCAACAAGCUCUCACUAAUACACCAGCAGUAAAUGAGGUCUUUAUUUUAACAACAUUUAAAUUACAACCCAAAAUUCUUACCACGAUCUUCGGACUUUAUUCUACCAGGGGCAAUGUUAAAUACUUUGAAUUUUCAGUAUUGGGUCGAAUGAAUAGAGCCAGUCUUCGUUACUUAAAGAAUGAUGGUAGACUGCACGUGACCACCUUCAGCAAUGUCCAGCUGGCUGACGGGAAGCGCCAUGCCGUUCUACUACAGAUAAAGGGCCUGCAGCAUGGACCGAUCGCAGCUGAGCUCUAUGUGGACUGCACACAAGUUAGCUCUGCUCGCAAUUUGCCACCGUUAUUCACAAACAUGCCACAGACUGCAAACUCCAUUGAAAUCCGAACAAUCCAGAGACGAGCACAGGAUUUCGUAGAGGAUUCAAAACUUGUCCUGGGAGGUUCUGUUGCCAAGGUGGCAGCACUGCAGGAGUGUGUAUUUCAGCAAAGUGACUCUGCCAGCAUUGCAGGUGAUGUCGGAAGGCUUUUGGUCAACCAGAUGACACAACUCAAUAAAGUGCUGGGAGAAAUGAAAGAACUUCUAAGACAGCAGGUCAAAGAAACAACUUUGCUGCGUCACACCAUAGCAGAAUGCGAGGCCUGUGGUGUUGGAUUCAUUGACCCUGAGGAAACUGAAAUCCCAAUGACCCCCUUUGUUCCCCAUCCUCCCAAACCUCAAUGUGAUUCAACCUCUUGCUUCCAAGAUGUAAAAUGCAGUGAGACAGUGAAUGGAUUCCAGUGUGGCCCCUGUCCAGCAGGGUUUAUAGGUGAUGGAAUUCGCUGUACUGAUGUAGACGAGUGUCAGGUGAGCCCAUGCUUUCCCAGAGUCCACUGCGUGAACACAUCUCCUGGAUACUACUGCGAGGAUUGCCCAACAGGUUAUACAGGGCAGAGUGUCCAUGGGAUAGAAAUGCGAUUUGCAAGGUUAAACAAACAGGUCUGCACUGAUAUUGAUGAAUGCCAGAAUGGAAGGAGCAGUGGAUGUGUUUCCAAUUCUCAAUGUAUUAACACGAUGGGAUCCUUCAGAUGUGGUUCCUGUCGGAGUGGCUAUGUAGGGGACCAACUAAGAGGAUGCAAACCUGAGCAAAGCUGCACCAACCAUCUCCUGAACCCUUGCCACACAAAUGCUCAGUGCUUUAUGGAAAGAGGCGGCAAUGUCUCCUGUACCUGUGGCAUUGGCUGGGCUGGCAAUGGCUACAUAUGUGGGAAAGAUACAGACAUCGAUGGAUAUCCUGAUCAAGAUCUCAGAUGCCAUAAUAGAGACUGCAGAAAGGAUAACUGUAUGUUUGUUCCCAACUCUGGACAAGAAGAUGCUGAUGGCGAUGGGGCAGGAGAUGCUUGUGAUGAGGACGCAGAUGGAGAUGGCAUUCUCAAUGCACAGGAUAACUGUGUGUUGGUUCGUAACAUCAAUCAGCAGAACACUGACCAGGAUAGCUAUGGAGAUGCUUGUGACAACUGUCGAACAGCAAUUAACAAUGACCAGAGAGACACAGACAAUGAUGGAAGGGGAGAUGCCUGUGAUGAUGACAUGGACGGAGAUGGAAUCAAGAAUUUUCUGGACAACUGUCAGACAUAUCCCAACAUUGACCAGAAGGACCGUGAUAAUGAUGGUGUUGGUGAUGCUUGUGACAGCUGUCCUGAUGUUGUCAACCCUAACCAGUCCGACAUUGACAACGAUCUUGUUGGAGACUCCUGCGACACAAAUCAAGACAGUGAUGGAGACGGGCACCAAGACAACAAUGACAACUGCCCCACCGUCAUCAACAGCUCCCAACUGGACACAGAUAAGGAUGGGUUCGGAGAUGAGUGUGAUGAUGAUGAUGAUAAUGAUGGAAUUCCAGAUGUAUUCUUGCCUGGUCCCGAUAACUGCAGAUUAGUGGCCAACCCAGGACAAGAGGAUGACAACAAUGAUGGCAUUGGAGACAUCUGUGAAGGUGAUUUUGAUCAGGAUACAAUAAUUGACCGAAUUGAUGUUUGUCCUGAGAAUGCAGAAGUGACUCUAACCGAUUUCAGAGCGUACCAGACAGUCGUGCUUGAUCCUGAAGGAGACGCACAGAUUGAUCCAAACUGGGUGGUACUCAAUCAGGGUAUGGAGAUUGUCCAGACUAUGAACAGUGAUCCUGGUCUUGCAGUUGGCUACAUUGCCUUCAAUGGAGUCGAUUUUGAAGGCACUUUCCACGUGAAUACGUUAACAGACGAUGACUAUGCCGGCUUUAUAUUUGGAUAUCAGGACAGCUCUAGCUUCUAUGUGGUGAUGUGGAAACAGACUGAGCAGACCUACUGGCAAGCUACCCCAUUCCGUGCUGUAGCUGAGCCUGGCAUCCAGCUCAAGGCAGUCAAGUCAAAAACUGGUCCAGGUGAACAUCUGCGGAAUGCUCUCUGGCACACUGGAGACACCACAGACCAGGUCAGGCUACUGUGGAAAGAUCCCAGGAAUGUAGGCUGGAAAGACAAAGUCUCUUAUCGUUGGUUCUUGCAGCAUAGGCCCCAGGUUGGAUACAUCAGGGCAAGGUUUUACGAAGGCUCGGAUCUUGUGGCAGAUUCAGGAGUUACUAUAGACACCACCAUGCGAGGAGGACGGCUUGGGGUCUUCUGUUUCUCCCAGGAAAAUAUCAUCUGGUCCAAUUUGAAAUAUCGUUGCAAUGACACCAUUCCUGAGGAUUUUCAGGAAUUCCGGGCCCAGCAAUUGUAGCCAGCUCCUCGAGAAUGGAAAGACUGUAGAGAAUUCCAUGUGGAGCGAAUCCAGAGAGAAUGAAGAAAUGAAAAGCAGCUGUGAAAGGAAAAAAAAAACUUGUGUUCGCCAAGUAAUGGAUACAAAAGUUAUCUAAUGGAAUUGUACUUAUGGCAGUCAGAUUGACACCUGCAGUAAUAAGAAUUACAAUAAAAUAUUUGGAAAGGC